CCAGCCCGGCCGUGGGGGAGAGGAAGGAAGCGCUGAGACUGAGAUACGCGGAGAAGUUCGCCGCCCGUCCCCGUUCAAAGCGAACACCUUCCGUGCGCCCGGAGAGGGGCCGAGGGGCAACAGAAUGUCGACAUCAGACGAGGCGGAUGGGCUGGGAGCCGUCAGACCGCACUAUGGCUCUGUGUUGGAUAAUGAACGUCUCACGGCUGAGGAGAUGGAUGAACGGAGGAGGCAAAACAUUGCCUACGAGUACCUCUGCCACCUGGAGGAAGCCAAGCGCUGGAUGGAAGCCUGUUUGGACGAGGAGCUCCCUCCCACAACUGAGCUGGAAGAAGGUCUGAGAAACGGUGUCUAUCUGGCAAAACUGGGCAACUUCUUCAGCCCCAAGGUGGUGUCCCACAAAAAGAUCUACGAUUGUGAGCAAACCAGAUACAAGGCGACUGGGUUGCAUUUUCGACACACGGACAACACCAUCCAGUGGUUUAACGCCAUGUCAAACAUUGGGCUGCCCAAGAUUUUUUACCCUGAAACAACAGACAUCUACGACCGGAAGAACAUGCCACGUUGCAUCUACUGCAUCCACGCCCUCAGUUUGUAUCUCUUCAAACUGGGACUGGCUCCACAGAUUCAGGACCUUUACGGGAAAGUUGCUUUCACAGAGGAGGAGAUCAACAACAUGAAGCGCGAGCUGGAGAAGUACGGGAUCCAGAUGCCGGCCUUCAGCAAGAUCGGGGGGAUCCUGGCCAACGAGCUGUCGGUGGACGAAGCUGCCCUGCACGCUGCUGUCAUUGCCAUCAACGAUGCCAUCGACCGCGGAGUCCCCACGGAAACCAUGACGGCGCUGAAGAACCCCAACGCCCUGCUGGUGAACCUGGACGAGAGUCAGAGUGAGCAAUACCAGAACACUCUGAGCACCGCCAAGCACGACAAGGCAGCAAAUGCCAGGAAUAAGGAGGUUCCAGGGAGCCCGGAGAGUGAACGUGAUGUUUAUGAGGAGCUCCUGACUCAGGCUGAGAUCCAGGGCAACGUCAACAAAGUCAACCUGCAGUCAGGUCUGAAGACCAUAGACGAUGCCCUGCAGAGGGGCGACGGGCUGGCCUUGUACAACACCCUGAGGUCUCCGGCCCUGGGUCUACGAGGGGUGGAGCUGGAGAACAGUGACUGGUACCUCAAGCAGCUGACCGCAGACAGACAACGGAAAAUUCAGGAGCAAGGCUCAAGUGAGCCGCUGACCAAAGAGGAGUUACAGCUUGGAGUCGAACAAGCCAACGAAGAUGCUCAACGCUUCAAGAAAUUGCUGGAGGCCGUGUCCCGGAUCAACACUGCGGUUCGCAAUGGCGUUGCCGAGGAGACAAUGAAGGAGCUGAUGAACCCUGAAGCACAGUUACCACAGGUUCACCCAUUUGCUGGCGAGCUGUACCAGCAGGAGCUGAGGACCCUGCAACAGCAGAGCCACGAGGGUAACCUGACGCACACUGAGCUGGUUGUUGCUGUGGAGAUGCUGUCCUCGGUGGCACUGAUUAACCGGGCCCUGGACGCUGGUGACAUGAACGAGGUGUGGAGACUGAUCCACAGCCGGGUGACAGGUCUCACCAACGUGGAUGAUGGCAAUGCGCAGAGGUACGUGGACGAGCUGAUGAGACUGAAGGCCAAAAGUCGGGCGGAGGGGAACGAGUUCCUCACCUGGAACGACAUCCAGGGCGCGGUUGACCAGGUCAAUGUGGUGGUCCAAGAGGAACAUGAUAGAAUUAAGGCAAUCGGUCUGAUCAACGAUGCUGUGGAUGAAGGAAACUCUCAGAAGACCCUGGAGGCUCUGCUGCUGCCCAGCGCCAAGCUGGCCGAUGUCUCCCCGCCCGUGGCCGAACAUUACCAGGAGAUGCUCAUGAGAACCAAGAGGGAGAAAGCUCAGGAGACGCAGGAUGACUCUGCCGUGCUCUGGCUCGAUGAGAUCCAGGACACCAUCUGGAGAUCCAACAAAGACACUGAGGAAGCCAAGAAAUUCUCUUUUGGGAUCCUGAACAUCAAUGACGCGGUGGAUACCGGGGACACGGCGCAGAUCCUCGCCUCCCUGCGAUCUCCUGACGUGGGCCUGUACGGAGUCACCUCGGAGUGUGAGGACACCUACCAGCAGGAGCUGACCGAGGCCAAGGCUGCCAAGAAGGCGGAAGGUGACAAUGGCAGCCCCUGGGUCAGGCACUGGGUCAAGGGAGGAUACCACUACUACUUCAACCUGGGGACAAAGGAAGGAAGCUGGGAGCAGCCGGCUGACUUCGUCCAGAACAACACGCAGCUGAGCAGAGAGGAAAUCCAGUCGAUCAUCUCAGGGGUGACAGCUGCCUACAACCGCGAGCAGCUCUGGGUUGCCAACGAGGGCCUGGUCACCAAGUUGCAGGCCCGAUGCCGAGGGUACCUGGUGCGGAGGGAGUUUCUGGAGAGGAUGAAGUUCCUGAAGAAGCAGCAGCCAGCAAUCCUGACCAUUCAGUCAAACUGGAGAGGUUACAAACAGAAGAAGGCCUACAAGGAGAGGCUUCAGUACUUCAGGGACAACACCGCUGCUGUUGUAAAGAUUCAGGCAUUAGUCCGGAUGUUCCAGGCCAGGAAGAGGUAUCGGGAUCGGCUGCAGUAUUUCAGGGACCACGAGUCGGACAUCGUUAAAAUCCAGGCAUUCAUCAGGGCAAACAAGGCCAGAGAUGAUUACAAAACGCUGAUCAGUGCGGAGCAGCCACCCAUGGCUGUGGUCCGGAAGUUUGUCCACCUGCUCGACCAGAGUGACCAGGACUUCCAGGAGGAGCUGGAGAUGAUGCGGCUGAGGGAGGAGGUGGUGACUCGGAUCCGGUCCAACCAACAGCUGGAGAAUGACCUCAACACCAUGGACAUCAAGAUCGGACUGCUGGUGAAAAACAAGAUCACGCUGCAGGAAGUGGUGUCACACAGCAAGAAGCUCACGCGGAAGAACAAGGAACAGCUGUCGGACAUGAUGAAGAUCGACAGACAGAAGGGGGGUCUGAAGGGGCUGAGCAAGGAGAAGCGGAUGAAGCUCGAGGCUUAUCAGAACCUCUUCUACCUGCUCCAGACGAACCCCACCUACCUGGCCAAGCUCAUCUUCCAGAUGCCACAGAACAAAUCCACCAAGUUCAUGGACUCUGUCAUCUUCACCCUGUACAACUACGCCUCGAACCAGCGAGAGGAGUACCUGCUCCUGAAACUCUUCAAGACAGCCCUGCAGGAAGAGAUUAAGUCGAAGGUGGACCAACUGCAUGAGAUCAUCACCGGCAACCCCACCGUCAUUAAGAUGGUGGUGAGCUUCAACCGCGGGGCGCGGGGGCAGAACGCUCUGCGGCAGAUCUUGGCGCCCGUCGUCAAGGAGAUAAUCGAGGAGAAGUCAAUGAACAUCAAGACUGACCCCGUGGACAUCUACAAGGCCUGGGUGAACCAGAUGGAGUCACAGACAGGGGAGGCCAGUAAGCUGCCGUACGAUGUGACCCCGGACCAGGCGCUGGGACAUGAGGAGGUGCGACUGAGGCUCGACGCCUCCAUCAAGAACAUGAGGACCGUCACCGAUAAGUUCCUGUCAGCCAUCGUCACGUCGGCGGACAAAAUCCCGUACGGGAUGAGAAUCAUCGCCAAGGUGCUGAAGGACUCGCUCCACGAGAAGUUUCCGGAUGCCACGGAUGACGAGCUGAUAAAGAUCGUGGGGAACCUCCUGUACUACCGCUACAUGAACCCGGCCAUCGUGGCUCCUGACGCCUUCGACAUUAUUGACAUCUCGGUGGGCGGAGGGGGUCUCACCACAGACCAGCGCAGGAACCUGGGCUCCAUCGCCAAGGUGCUGCAACAUGCUGCUUCCAACAAAAUGUUCGACAAGGAGUACUGCCACCUGGCCUCAAUCAACGAGUACCUGUCCCAGGCCCAUCAGAAGUUCAGGAGGUUCUUCCAGUUAUCGUGUGAGGUGCCAGAGCUCGAGGACAAGUUUAACAUCGAUGAGUACUCUGACCUGGUCACCCUGAACAAACCGGUCAUCUACAUCUCCAUUGGGGAGAUCAUCAACACACACACGCUUUUCCUGGAUCACCAGGACGCCAUCGCCCCGGAACACAACGACCCCAUUCACGAGCUGCUGGAGGAUCUGGGCGAGGUGCCCACCAUCGAGUCUCUGAUCGGUGAAGGAGGGAUGACUGACGCAGGCAAGGAGCAGCUGGCCAAGACCGAGGUGUCACUGUCCCUCACGAACAAGUUUGAUGUUUCCGGAGGGGAGAAUGAAGAGAUGAAUGCCCGCACUCUGCUCCUGAACACCAAGAGGCUGAUUGUGGACGUGAUCCGAUUCCAGCCGGGAGAGACGUUGACCGAGAUCCUGGAAACCCCGGCCUCUGCGGAACAGGAGGCUGAUCACCAGCGAGCCAUGCAGCGGCGAGCGAUACGGGACGCGAAGACCCCCGAGAAGAUGAAACGAGAGCAGCUGCAGGCGGACGAGAACCAGAUGUCCCUGAAGGAGAAGAAGGAAAAGAUCCAGCAGAACCUGAAGAAACUUGAGGGCCUGGGGAAAGUCAACCCCCAGAACAAGUACCAAGACCUGAUCAAUGACGUGGCCAAGGAUAUCCGAAACCAGCGGCGAUAUCGGCAGAGACGGAAGGCGGAACUGGUGCGCCUGCAGCAGACGUACAGUGGCCUGAUCUCCAAGACUGCUUUCUACGAGGAGCAGAUUGACUACUACAACCAGUACAUCAAGACCUGCAUGGACAACCUGGCCAGCAAGGGCAAGCUCUCGAAGAAACCGGGAGAUGUGAAAGGAAAGAAGAGCAAACAGGUGUCCCAGCGGUACACUGCCGCCAGGCUCCACGAGAAGGGGGUUCUGCUGGAGAUCGAGGACCUCAACACCAACCAGUUUAAAAAUGUCAUUUUCGACAUCUGUCCCACGGAGGAAGUGGGCGACUUUGAAGUGAAGGCAAAGUUUAUGGGGGUUCAAAUGGAUUCCUUCAUGCUCCACUAUCAGGACCUCCUCCAGCUCCAGUAUGAGGGCGUCGCCGUCAUGAAGUUGUUCGACAAAGCCAAGGUCAACGUCAACCUGCUGAUCUUCCUGCUCAACAAGAAGUUCUAUGGGAAGUAGAGGCACCCUGGGAGCCGCCAGUGUCCCAGGUCUCUUCACUGCCCCAGUGACAAGCUGCUGCCUUUGUGUCGCCCCCUUCGGUUUAGCUCUGCACAGAUCAGAAAUGAGCAUUAUCGGACAGCGCGUCACCCAUUUGGAGGAGAGUAGGGCUCUCAGAGUGUGCAAUUAUAUAUUUCAGAUUAUAUAGCCAGAACGUUGAUAGACAGUAUCCUUUGCGUUAUUAGUGGUCUUUGUAUUGCCUAAGAGGCGUAAAUAUUUGCAAACAGAACCUCCUCUUAUUUUUAUAUAAAUUACAUUUGUAACGUUGCCGUUUCUGUGCAGGACGUCUGUCCCUUCACCCAGCGGAGCUUUCAUACCGUGUGAUCAGUCCUUCGUCCUCUCUGCCUCGGGCAGCGGUUGGUGGACACGGGUUGUCCAGCCCACUGCAUUCCGGCUCACCCAUCCGCUGAAGGCAAAAGAUGGGAACAAUUAUUGGGUCCCAGGCACCAAGGAAAACACAAUGUAGAUUAACCCUAAGCACAUCCCUUUCCAGUGCCCACUUGCAUUGAAUACUUUGCCUCCGGCAGUCCAGAGCCUGGUGCUUCCCAACAUAAGACCACAGGAGAACGUUGUUUGGGAACUGGAUGUCCAAUAAAGUCCCCGUGAUCCCAGCAGACACCUACUCCCUGACUUGACCGUUCAAUGGGAGUUACGAUACACUAGAGUAACGUCCCCUGUGGUGUUUACAGACGUAGUUUAGGCUUCUCAACCUCAGUUUCUGUCACACUGGACUCUUGCUGAUCAUCUCCAGUUGCGCCCUGUGCCUUCGUGCCCCCAGCUCUUCCCUCCCCCUCCCCACCAACCCACGCAGUAAAUGCAGACUCCUCUGCCUUGCUUCACUGUAACAUUGCGAGCUGGUUGACAUCAGGUGUUACUUCUGGUUCGAGCUCUUCCCAGGCCUGGGUGUUCUGCGGAUCUCCUUAAUCCUGAUCAACCUUGUCAGCUGGGAAUCUCACUGGAUCAUUGGGAAUGGAGGGGACAGGUCCUGGACUUUCACCUUCUCCAGUAGGGAGUAAAACCAGGUCCGGAUUCUAUGAUUGUCCCUGUGAGUCGGUGGGGUUGAAUUUGCCCCGGGAUGCCCUCGGCUCGGCAGGAUCCAUGUUCCCAGUCACUGAUAAGGACUGAGGUGGUUGUGUGGACAGGUCCAUCCACAGUCUCCGGGCAAGAAGGCAGCACCAGAAGUUAGAGUAGCUUGGCACACAAGGACCCAGCACUGCAGCUGAGCACAUGCCUGGUGCACAGACACCAUGCAGAGAAAGUCACAGCUAGCUAAAUUAUUUGCCCCAUUAAUGAUGCUCUUACAAUAAAAUUGUACUUGCAGGAAUAUUGGUUCAUUUUAAGAAAAAUAAAUUGUGUUUCUAUCUCUUUGUAAGGUCA
Molecule: messenger RNA, 6520 nt
Organism: Pristis pectinata (smalltooth sawfish)
Lineage: Eukaryota; Metazoa; Chordata; Chondrichthyes; Rhinopristiformes; Pristidae
Gene: iqgap1
Product: IQ motif containing GTPase activating protein 1
Exons: 38
Coding region: 125-5104 (1659 amino acids)
Biological process (GO): regulation of actin cytoskeleton organization; regulation of GTPase activity
Cellular component (GO): nucleus; cytoplasm
Molecular function (GO): actin filament binding; calmodulin binding; GTPase activator activity
Source: RefSeq, a predicted model, not a curated record